Sebastes umbrosus (honeycomb rockfish) is the source of this 4894-nucleotide messenger RNA. RefSeq names its product activity-dependent neuroprotector homeobox b (gene adnpb). Gene Ontology annotation, biological process: regulation of gene expression. The record is from RefSeq and is a predicted model, not a curated record. Bases 682 to 3864 code for a protein of 1060 amino acids. The transcript is spliced from 5 exons. Lineage: Eukaryota; Metazoa; Chordata; Actinopteri; Perciformes; Sebastidae. Gene Ontology annotation, cellular component: nucleus. Gene Ontology annotation, molecular function: DNA binding.
UGUUUUAAUGAGCCGAGGUUCUCCUCACAAUGACAUUAUUUAUGCUAAUCAAGUAGAGAUGUCACUUCCGCCCCUUUUAUUUGCGCCAUUUUGGAUAGGGCAGCUUCUAGUGCUGGAUGAGUAUUGUCUGUCAGAGUCACAGAGAAGAAUGGGACCGAACCGUGUCGGCUGCCAGGCGAGCCGAGGACCAGGACUAGGACUUUAGAGGAGUCUGGUUUGACAGAGCGGGUUGUCCCCCAACAGUAGGACAUGUGUCCGCCGCCCUCACCUCACCGCUCCGGAGAACGGACGGGUUAAUAGUCUGAUGAGGCUCCGAGGCGCUCUGCUCCAGUGUGCCGACCAGAGGAGAGAGGAGAGCCGCGUCAGGAGAGGGAGAGGCGGGCUUGGAGGGUAGACCGACUACCCCGGGGGUGGCUGCUUCUGUGCUUCUCUGGUUCUCCACGAAGAUAGCUGUCACCUGAAAGGAUAUUACCGUGGAAGAGUCCACACACUCGGUCCUCCGGAGGUGACACAUUUCAGUCAGCCGGGAGCUGUGGAUGUGAAAGCAGAUGUCUCCAGAAGCUCCUCAGUAAACAUCUGCACGUUGAAGGAGCGAGGUGUGAACCAGGACAUAGGUAGUCCUCCUGUCCCCUGUGGAGGACUGAGGGAGCAGGAGGAGAUCUGUGGCUGAAGGUGGGCAGAAUGUUCCAGCUCCCUGUCAAUAACCUGGGCAGUCUGCGGAAAGCGAGGAAAAAUGUCAAGAGGGUCCUGGGAGACAUCGGCUUGGAGUUCUGCAGAGAUCACCUAGAGGACUAUAAAGACUACACUCCUCCAGAGGUGUACAUAAAGCACACUAACUGGGACGAUGUGUGCAUGUGGGAACCAUCACAUACCAAAGUCCAGGACUACAGAUCCAAGCCCUUCUGCUGCACUGGCUGCCUCUUUUCAUCCAAGUACUUCUCUGCAUACAAGAGCCAUUUCCGCAACGUCCACAGCGAGGAUUUUGAGAACAACAUUCUGCUCAACUGCCCCUACUGCACUUACAAUGGUAACAAGAAGACUCUGGAAACGCACAUCAAACUGUUCCACAUGCCUAACAGCACUGUGCGGCAGGGCCCCGGUGGAAUGGUGGUGGGAGCUGGUGGGAUCAUGAUGAAGGACGGGGUGCUUAAAAGGACCGGGGACAGUGUGGAACAGGCGGUGUACUACUGCAAGAAGUGCACCUACAGGGACCCUUUGUACAAUGUUGUGCGAAAGCACAUCUACAGGGAACACUUCCAGCAAGUGGCCCAGCCCUAUAUAGUGAAACCAGGAGACAAGACAAAUGCUCAGAAUGGUGCCACAGAGGGUCACAACACAAACACUGUUAACAGUAACCAGAUUCACUGCAAGAAGUGUCUGUUUGUUCCAAGGACCUAUGAGGCACUUGUCCAACACGUCAUUGAGGACCACGAGAGGAUUGGCUACCAGGUGACUGCCAUGAUUGGGCAUACCAGUGUGAUCGUCCCCCGUCCCAAACCCAUCAUCAUGAUCCCCCCCAAAACCCAGGGAGACAAGACCAUCAUUGGGAUGGGCCCUAAAGGUGCAGUGAUGGCCACGACCAGGUCUCCUGGCUCCCAGCAGCUGGGUCGUGUUAUCAUCGCAUCAAAGACGGGCUUCAGCGCUCAGAGUCUUCUCUCUGGGAUGAAACAUGAUGGAGUGAGGUUAAAGGCCGGGGCCACCCAGUCCUUCUCUAUUGGCAGCCAGCAGGUGAGGGUUACUCUGCCGGGGAACGCCCAGGUUUCUGUCCCCCAGCAGUCACAUGCAGCAAAGCAGCUUAUUUCUGGCGGCAGCUUGCGGAGUCCAAUUGUGGUUAGUGCCUCUUCCUCACUCAAAUCCAACCCUCUGGGUUCACGUGUCCAGGCGGCAGCUACUACUGUAGCCUCUGUCACGGCCAAGAAAGGUGGCUCCUCAGUCCUCGGCACAUCCUACACCCAGAAGUGGAAAAUCUGCACCAUCUGCAACGAGCUCUUCCCAGAGAACGUGUACAGUUCUCAUUUUGAGAAGGAGCACAAAGCGGAGAAGGUGCCCGCUGUCGCCAACUACAUCAUGAAGAUCCACAACUUCACCAGCAAGUGUCUCUACUGCAACCGCUAUCUCCCCAGUGACACGUUGUUGAACCACAUGUUGAUCCACGGCCUGUCGUGCCCACACUGCCGUGCAACCUUCAAUGAUGUUGAGAAGAUGGUGGCCCACAUGCGGCUGUCGCACCCCGAUGAGAGCGUCGGCCCACGCACAGAUUCUCCCUUGACCUUUGACCUCACUUUGCAGCAGGGCAAUCCCAAGAAUGUUCAGUUGAUUGUCACUACUUACAACAUGAGAGACGCCCCUGAGGAGUCGGUGGCGUUUCAUGCUCAGAACAACAACACCUCUGUGACAUCUGCCUUGUCUGCCUCUCUAAUAUCAGGCAAGAGGCUAUUGCCUCAGCACCCGCCCAAAACACCGUCAGGGGCUGCUGACGGUGCACCAGCCAAGAGUGCUCCACAGGCAUCGGUGCCCUACAAGAGGGAUGUGGGCAAGACCCUGUGUCCUCUUUGCUUCUCUAUCCUCAAGGGCCCAAUCUCAGACUCACUGGCCCACCACCUGAGAGAGCGGCACCAGGUUAUCCAGACUGUCCACCCCGUAGAAAAAAAACUGACCUACAAGUGUAUUCACUGCUUGGGGGUUUAUACUAGUAACAUGACUGCCUCCACCAUCACUCUACACUUGGUGCACUGUCGAGGUGUAGGGAAAUCCCAAAAUGGGCAGGACAGCCGGGCAGCUCACUCUCGGGUGAGCCAGGCCCCGAGCAGCGCUCUAAAACGGACCAGCUUUGACAGCUCUGACACUAGUGCGCCAAAACGAAGGAGGCCCCCUGGGGAAAGGGCCAACCCACGGGACAUCAAUGGUCCAUCUGCAUUUGUAGAAAAUCCUGAUGAACCUGUAGUUCUGGCUCUUGACCCCAAAGGACACGAAAACGAGUCAUACGAAUCCAGGAAGGCAUUUCUAACGCAGUAUUUUAAUCAAGCGCCGUAUCCCACACGCCGGGAGGUGGAGAAGCUGGCAGCCAGUCUAUGGCUGUGGAAGUCGGACAUCUCCAGCCACUUUGGCAACAAAAGAAGGAAAUGCGUACAGGAUUGCGAAGCCCAGAAUGCCAGCGUGUUGCUCGGGUUCAGUAUGCACGAGCUCAGCAAAGUGAGUCACGAGUUGGCGUUCGCCCAGGAUGGCGUGUACGAGGGCAGACACAGCAAGAGGCGGACAUCUAGGACACAUAUAGGGGUGUCGGAGCAGGCUCUCCGGAAACAUAGAGAGCUAGCUGCUAAUGGCGGUGUGGCUCCUCCACGGAAGGGAAAGACAACUGGGACUGUGGAAUCUACUAAAGCAACGCCAUCUGCCCCCAAACCCAACAGUGCCAGCAGAGACCAAACCAAGACAAUCAACAGCACCUUACCACAGAAAAUACCUCUGGACCUCUCGGAGCCCAUCGCCAUCGACUCUGACAGUGAUGAGGAAGAGCAGCAGAAGGACAACAAGGAGUGCGAGGGAGAGGUACAUCUCCAUGGUAACAAACUGCUUACUGGAGCUAUGGAGAGAAGGGAGCCGGGGACAGAGACCAAGAUAGUUUCAGAUCUAGACGACAUGUCAGACGAAGAUGACGAUGAGGAUGAUGAGGACGACGACGACGAUGAUGAUGAUGACGAUGAAGACGAAGAGGCACAUGUAGAGAAUGGCUUCGGGCCCACAGAGGGCUCAGGAAGACCGGCUGCUAAAGGAAGAGACCCUCUGCCCAUCAUUAUUCCCAAGUUUGUACCAUCAUCUGCCAGAAGCAGGAGAGACGGGGCCCAGCUGGGCCAACAGCAGGUCUGACUGAUGGAGACACUUUAGAUUUGAUCCACGCCAACAAAUCUGCCUCGCCUGGACUGAAGGACACCGCCCAGGUACUCUGGGUAUCUGUGAAGGAGGGAACUCUACUAAAACAAGCCAUCCAAUGACUUUUAAAGGCAGGACUCAACGAGCAGCUAGGACUGAUGUAAAGAUUUGUGAACAAAGUUUUAAUGUUUCUUCCCCGAUUGGGAGGGGAGGAGCAAAGACGACAGAGAAGUCACACCAAACAAAUAGAAAGUUUUUUGCCUUCUAUAUACUUUAUUACAUUGAGAUAAGGAGUUCUUAACGUUGCUUUAGCCACUGAACUUUAAGUGUGGCUUAAAAUACUGAGUUGUUGUGAGGUAAAGCUUUUAAGCUGACGAGAUAAUCCAUCAUUUUUCACGUAGUUCUACUGAGAUGGGUAGUGUACAUUUGUACAGUCUUUUAGACAUGUUUGGAUACAUGUUGCCGUACAUGUUCCCCUAAAUAUUUGCUAUUACCUGUGUGUAAGGUAGCCUCAUAUGUUCUACAUUGGUAUGCUUAAUGAUAGUUGUCGCUUUGGUGGCUGGUAUUUUCUCGUACGUUUAAGUUUAUUUUUUAACAAAAACCUAGUUUUUUUGCAAAAUAAUAUAUCUAUAUAUAAAUGAAAUAACAGAACUGAUUUUGUUUUUGCUUUAAACUUGAUUAGAUUUUAUUUUUUUAAUUUCCUUUUUUUUUUUGUAUGAUUUCUGUUCUCAUUCUCUCUGUUUAAAGGAGCAUUUCAUCAACCUUCUGCAGCCUUAUGCUCAUUAGCCUUGACUGUACUCUACUUUCUAUUUUCACUAUUUUAACUUGAUGAUGUUUCUUUGACCCCACAAGACUGGACAGUAACCACCAUACUGACUUCCACAAUAGUGAAAGCAAUUUUGUUUCCCAAAAAAGAGAGUUGUGUUCAAUUUGUGUUCUUUGAAAAUGUGUGUAUUUGUUUUAUGUUUUCAUUUUUCACUUAAGCAUUUAUGAACAAUAAAGUGCUGUAAUUGUGCUUCUCACAGAA